GCCCUUUUACCCUUCCAGGACCCCAAUAACCCCCUCAGGACCCCCCCGUCACCAUGGAAACCGCACCCGGAAGCGACCAGGCCUUGAUGGUUCCAGCCGGAGCCUCUGGAUGCUGCUGGAGAUGGAGCCCAAGGUGUCCCCCCCGCCCCUCCCCCCCGAGGUGGCCCGGUCGGGGGCCGUGCGGGACCGGACCCUGGAGGCCCUGGUGGACCUGGCCGAGGCCUUGGGGACAGCGGCCACCAUCCCCGAGGUGCUGGCGCAGGCCAAGGCCGUGCUGGCCGAGGCCCAGGAGACGCGGCAGCAGCUGCACAAGGCCCUGUGGGACGCGUGGACCCCCCCGGUGGCCACGGAGUCGUCGGUGGACAAGGACGAGGACGAGGAGCUGCUGCGCCACGGCGGGGCCGAGGCCGAGCGGGCGGCGCAGAGGCUGGAGAAGGAGCAGGAGAGGCUCCAGGGGUGGCAGCGCUGGCUGCGGGCCGGGCAGGGCGCGGCCAUGGGGCUGACGGUGCUGUGCGCGGCUGUGCUGGCCCUGGACUCGGUUCGCGCCGCCCUGGGGGUGACAAAGGACGCUCAGCUCCUGCUGGCCCUUGGCUCGGUGGCCGUGGUCUGCGAGGUGGCCGCCUGGGGCUUGGGGACAUCGCGGCGUCACUUGGCCACCGCCGCCGCCCAGCAGCGGGACACGGCCCAGCGCCUGCGUGACCGCGCCCGGCAGGUGGUGGCCGCCAGGGCCGCCGCCGAGGCCACCAGGGCCACCGCCGCGGCCAUCGGGGCCGCCAUGGGGCGGCUGGAGAUGGCGAUGGACGCGCUGAAGAGGUUGGUGGCCGCUGUCGCCGAGGACAGGAAGGUGACACCGUGGGGGACAGUGGCACAGGGGUUCCCCGAGAGCGCCCGGGUGCUCGAGGACAUCGUGGAGGCCUUGGGGACAUCGAGGGACAGGGAGGACAAGGAGGUGAUGCGGAAGCUGAAGGUGGCACUGGGGGUGCUGGUGGCGCAGGUGUAGGGACGGGCUGGGGACAUGGGGGGUGGCACUGUCACCGCUGGGACGUGGGGACACCCCGACGGACACCCCCGUGUGCUUCCCUUGGGGACACCGCGGCCACGCUCAAGUCCCCUGCCCCGAUUUGGGGUCACCCUGAUGGCCCCGAGGUCCCCCCAGUGUCCCAAACAGGACAUCGGGGGGGACAUUGAGGUCCUGUUGGGGACAUCAGGGGGAUACUGGGGACAUUGGGGCCCUGUUGGGGACAUCGGGGGGACA
Messenger RNA from Corvus hawaiiensis (hawaiian crow), 1255 nucleotides. RefSeq lists its product as uncharacterized. Bases 110 to 1000 code for a protein of 296 amino acids. Lineage: Eukaryota; Metazoa; Chordata; Aves; Passeriformes; Corvidae. The record is from RefSeq and is a predicted model, not a curated record. The transcript has 4 exons.